Messenger RNA from Chinchilla lanigera (long-tailed chinchilla), 1624 nucleotides. Its product is annotated as b(0,+)-type amino acid transporter 1-like. The record is from RefSeq and is a predicted model, not a curated record. The coding region runs from base 201 to 896 and encodes 231 amino acids. The transcript has 7 exons. Gene Ontology annotation, molecular function: L-amino acid transmembrane transporter activity. NCBI's taxonomy places the organism in Eukaryota, Metazoa, Chordata, Mammalia, Rodentia, Chinchillidae. Gene Ontology annotation, cellular component: membrane. Gene Ontology annotation, biological process: amino acid transmembrane transport.
GCAGGCGUGGAGUUUCCGGACGCUGCGUUCCACCGACUUCCCGCGUGGGGCCUGAAUUUCCGAAUGGCUCACCCACCGCUUCCUGCCUGGCUCACCACCAGUGCCCUGUGCUGGCUGAGACAUACCACAUCUCCUCAGUUCCCAGAGUGCAACCUGCGUGCCUAUAGGAGUGAUUCUCAGCCUGUGUGGAGCAGAACCUGAUGUUGGCACUGACAAUCUCCAUCCCCCUGGUCACCAGCCUAUAUAUCCUGGUCAAUAUCAGUUACUUCUUGGUGCUGUCACCCCGUGAAAUCCUCUCCUCUGAGGCUAUAGCUAUGAGCUGGGGAAACCAGGUUCUGGGCUCCUGGGCCUGGCUGAUCCCUGUGGCUGCCACCCUCUCAGCAUUUGGUUCUGCCAAUGUGGUGUUCUUCAGUGGCAGCCGUGUGUGCUAUGCAGCUGCAAGAGAGGGCCACAUGCCCCAACUUCUGUCCAUGGUCCAUGUGAAUCACCUCACCCCAGCCCCUGCCCUGAUGUUCUCCGCAGCCCUGGCUUUGGUUCUGGUCAUCCCAGGGGACUUCAGGACCAUCGUGAACCUCUCCAGCUCCCUGUCUUGGAUCACCUAUGGGAUGACCAUCGGCUGUCUCUUGUACUUGCGGAUAAAGACAAAGAAUCUUCCCCAAACUUACAAGGUUCCUACAUUCAUUCCCGCCAUCAUGAUCCUGGCUGCUCUUUACCUGGUGCUGGCACCCAUCAUUGACAACCCACAGAUGGAGUUCCUGUACGUCUUCUUGCUCCUGCUCAGUGGCUUCCUGGCAUAUUUCCUGUUUGUCUACUGCCAGUACCAACCCAAGUGUUUGCAGAUAGCCACCCUGCAUCUCCAGCUGCUCCUGCAAGUUGCUCCAACCACUAAACAUUGACUGAGGGGCUGGACUUGCUAUAGACCCCUGUUCUUUGCUGAAGACCCCUCUGUUCCUGCACAAAUGGCCUUGCCAGUUUCUCUCUGGGUUGACUGCAUAAUUCUAGUAAGCUCUUAAGUGUUGUGACAGUUUUGGGUUAUCCACCAGGACAACGCUCCCAACCCUCUUCUCUAAGAACUGUCUCUUCAACGCAGCUAUGCUGGUGUUACAUGACUGCCUCUCUGAGUACAAAUGGCCAUUUGAUUGCUGUUUGCAACAUAAGCGGCACUAUGCAAUAAGUUCCCUCUUUCGAAUUUUGUAAUGAGGAUUCUAUGGUCUUAUUUGGCUUCAAAUGAUUGCUUGAGCUGAAGAAUUAUACACCCUGGGGUCAGUGUGGGGUCAUCUUUCAUCAUGUAGUCAGAGAAGUAGGAAAAACUACUGUGGUGAAAAGAAUAAAGAAGACAAGCAAUGAGAUGUUUUUGAGAAAUUAUGGGCAGCUGAAGUUUGGGGUAGGGUGGGGUGGGUCUGAGAGAGUAGCAGCAGCCUUGCCCCUAACUGCUUUCUGGUUCUUACCUCUGUCCUAUGGUUCCUCUGAUGGUCCUUCCUGCUUUUUUAAAAAGUGGUAUUGGCGAGGAAACCCAGGGCCUCAUGCAUAGUAAGUAUGUGCUUUGCCACUGAGCUAUAGUGCUAGCUUUUUGAUUUCCUAGAACAAUCUGAUAACUUACAAUAAAUCUCCUGGUUUAACUCGA